Molecule: messenger RNA, 627 nt
Organism: Drosophila arizonae
Lineage: Eukaryota; Metazoa; Arthropoda; Insecta; Diptera; Drosophilidae
Biological process (GO): sleep; positive regulation of voltage-gated potassium channel activity; regulation of synaptic transmission, cholinergic
Source: RefSeq, a predicted model, not a curated record
UAACGACUUUACAGAGUCAAGAUCAUACUACAGACGCUUUUAUUCACUUAGUUGUGGAACAACUUCGCCGGAGAGGAGUCAGCUGCCUAGAAACACAGACAACAACAACAACAGCAAAGAUGUCGCAGACGCUCGCCUACAUCGUGAUAAUCGCUCUUAUUGCUAAUCUCUUAUCAGUUUCUGGCCUGCGCUGCCACCAGUGCAACUCACAUGAUAAUGAGGACUGCGUCAGCCUCGUGGUGAAUACGCCACGCGCCCAGCGGGACGAUCAAUACUUGAGGGACUGUGCGCCCAAGGGGGAUGAGCAGGCAUUCUGCCGCAAGACGAUCAUUCAUCUGGAUGUGAAUGAGGAGCGGCGCAUCGAGCGUAGCUGCGGCUGGAUACAGGAGAAAACGCAUAACGCCUGCUUCACGGCUGACAACGAGGGCUACAAGCAGACCAUUUGCACCUGCAGCGAGGAUGGCUGCAAUGCAGCGCCGGCGUUAGCCAGUCCCGCUUCCUUCCUGACCACAAGUCUUUGCCUGGCCGCCUCUCUCGGCUGCUUGCUGCGGCACUGAGGCCGUGCAUUCCAUCAGCAUGCAUUCAUCCAGAAAGAAUAAUUUCAAAAACCUAAUAACAUUAUCCAUC